UUGACGGCAAUUAUCAGCUAUCUCAUUAGACCAAAAAAAUCAACUGUGGCAAUACUAUCCAUUCUCCUUACAUAAGAGGUAGCCCCUGUCAGUGUGUCAGUCGUGUCGUGAAAAAUUCUGCCAACUACACGGAUCAACAAAAUGUUUGCCCAACGUACUUCUGCUCUUUUGGUCCCCUUGGCCGUUGAGGCUACUUUGCAGGCUCAACAGCAGCGUGGUAUGGCUACCUUAAAAGCCAUUUCCAUCCGCUUGAAGUCCGUUAAGAAUAUUCAGAAGAUUACGCAAUCCAUGAAGAUGGUGUCAGCUGCCAAAUAUUCGCGUGCUGAACGUGAUUUGAAGGCUGCCCGUCCCUAUGGCUUGGGCGCCCAACAAUUCUUUGAGAAGACCGAAAUCCAACCCGACGAAAAGGCUGAACAGAAGAAAUUGUACAUUGCCAUGACCUCUGAUCGUGGUUUGUGCGGCGCUGUGCACACCGGUGUUGCUCGUUUCAUUCGUAAUGAAAUGGGCAAGGACAGCUCUAACACCAAAAUCAUCUGUGUGGGUGACAAAUCCCGUUCCAUUUUGUCCCGUUUGUAUGGCAAGGAAAUUUUGUUUGUUGCCAAUGAGGUUGGCCGUUUGCCUCCUACCUUCAUUGAUGCUUCUCGCAUUGCUCAUGAAGUGAUGAAGUGUGGCUACGACUUCACUGAGGGCAGCAUCGUCUUCAACCGUUUCAAGUCGGUUGUGUCCUACCAAUGUUCCACAUUGCCCAUCUUUAGUUCACCCACAGUCGAAAAGUCCGACAAGUUGGCUGUAUACGACUCUUUGGAUGCCGACGUUAUUCAGAGCUACUUGGAAUAUUCGUUGGCCUCCCUCAUCUUCUACACCAUGAAGGAGAGCGCUUGCUCCGAACAAUCUUCUCGCAUGACUGCCAUGGACAAUGCUUCCAAGAACGCCGGUGAAAUGAUUGAGAAGUUGACAUUGACAUUCAACCGUACCAGACAGGCUGUCAUUACUCGUGAGUUGAUUGAAAUCAUCUCUGGUGCUGCUGCUCUGGAUUAAGCAUUCUAUACUGCUACUAGCCAGCCUUAGGCAUAAUAAUACAAUUCGAAAGAAACUCCCAAAACAGAAAUUCAAACGAAUUAAAAAUUCAAAACAACAUUAUAACAGCAACCGCAUAUUUUGUAGUUGCAUUCCAGUUUUGGUUUACGAUGCAAAGAGAAAUUCAAUAAAGAAACACAAAACACUGA
Molecule: messenger RNA, 1226 nt
Organism: Stomoxys calcitrans (stable fly)
Lineage: Eukaryota; Metazoa; Arthropoda; Insecta; Diptera; Muscidae
Gene: ATPsyngamma
Product: ATP synthase subunit gamma, mitochondrial
Exons: 2
Coding region: 142-1038 (298 amino acids)
Biological process (GO): proton motive force-driven ATP synthesis
Molecular function (GO): proton-transporting ATP synthase activity, rotational mechanism
Source: RefSeq, a predicted model, not a curated record